This is a messenger RNA of Carassius gibelio (silver crucian carp), 1847 nucleotides long. It is a transcript of the gene tmbim4, whose product is annotated as transmembrane BAX inhibitor motif containing 4. The record is from RefSeq and is a predicted model, not a curated record. NCBI's taxonomy places the organism in Eukaryota, Metazoa, Chordata, Actinopteri, Cypriniformes, Cyprinidae. The transcript is spliced from 7 exons. Bases 101 to 811 code for a protein of 236 amino acids. Gene Ontology annotation, cellular component: membrane. Gene Ontology annotation, biological process: negative regulation of apoptotic process.
AGUAUGGCAUGAAAAUAAAAACCACAGAAAGAGACGGUAGAGAGCGUCGUAUUAUCUCUUGUGUUUAUGAUUAGAUAAUACGCGUUUAAUUCGAUCAAACAUGAAUGAGGAGAAGUAUCCGCGAUCAUCCAUUGAGGAUGAUUUUAAUUAUGGCACGAACGUCGCGACGGCGAGUGUCCACAUCCGGAUGGAUUUCCUCCGCAAGGUCUACACCAUCCUGUCAUUGCAGAUUAUCGUCACCACUGCUGUAUCUGCCCUUUUCAUGCUCUGUAACCCCAUUAAAAUCUUUGUGCACGAAAGUCCCGUGCUGGUGUUGAUAUCUGCUAUCGGGUCCCUUAUCCUUCUCCUUGCCUUGGCUGUGUACCGUCACCAGCACCCCGUCAAUCUUUACUUGCUGUUUGGAUUUACUCUGUUGGAAUCUCUGUCUGUAGCCACUGCAGUGUCAUUUUAUGAGUACACCAUAGUGCUCCAGGCCUUUGUGCUCACGUCUGCUGUGUUCCUGGGUCUCACUGCCUACACUUUCCAGUCUAAAAGAGACUUCAGCAAACUCGGAGCCAGUCUGUUUGCUGGCCUGUGGAUCUUGAUCAUUGCAAGCUUUAUGAGGCUUUUCUUCUACAAUGACACGAUGGAGUUGGUCUUCGCUGGGGCUGGAGCUCUGCUGUUCUGCGGGUUCAUUAUUUUCGAUACUCACUUGCUGAUGCAUAAGCUGUCACCGGAGGAGCACGUCCUGGCAUCCAUCAAUCUGUACCUGGACAUAGUCAACCUGUUCAUCUACAUCCUGCGCAUCCUCGACUCCAUGAAGAAACACUGAAUGUUAGAUGCUCCUCUUCACUUUCUGAAGUGAAUUCUGGGUGCAGUGCUGGGAGUGGUAUAAAAAUAAUAUUCUUUCAUUUAAUAGAUUUCAUGUAAAUUAAAUAAUGUUGUAACUAAUCAAAUAAUACAGAUUUGCACACAAAAAAUGUAUACAACAAUCUAAAAUAUUUAUUUGAAUAAAAGUCUUCAAAAAAUCACUGAAUAUAAGACAUUAAUGUCUUUGCAUUGCAGUUUUUGCAGUGUUCAGAAUUAAUGGAGUAUGUGUGCUAUUCUUCUAACUGGGCAUUAACAGCAAGCUCCUCAAGACACUCUUAUUGCGAUGUAGUUUCCCAACCAGCUGAAUACUUUCAGCUUGCAAAUCGGUAUUUGCAAUUUAAUGGCCGCAUGAAUUUUGCAAACCUGAUUGUACAACUUAACUUGAUCUGCUGUGUUGAUUAGAUUUCUGUCGACUGUAGUGUGACUUGUAAUCCAUGGUGAUUUUGCAUAUUUAAUUAGGUGGUGUUGUGAAUCAGUGUUUAUGGAUUGGGAACAAACUGUAUUUGAAGCCUGAGACUCUUUUCUUUAAUUUGGACUUGUAUGUGGGAUCUUAAUGAAUAACUUAAAUUCUAAUUAGACAAUCUUACUAAAAAAAAAAACAAAAAAAACUAUGAAAUCAAAAUGCAAAGAUUUUCAAAUGUAGUUAAGCACGGUUGUAUUUGCAGCAGUUUUUGGUGUCACAAUAGAACAUUCACUAAACAAUGUUAAAGCAGCAUGCAGUCACUUUCAAAUGUAUCGAACUAUUUUCCAUUAUGUCAGUUUGCUCAUUUUUAAUAAACCAAAAGAUUACAAAAUAAUUGAGAACAUAAUAUUCAGGGACCUCUAUAUGUCUGUAUCCAAAGUGCAAUAAACAUCAUAAUAGAAAUAUUAAUUAUUAUCAUAAAACAAAUAUAUUGCUGUAAUUUUUUUUUUAAGGACACAAUGGUUAUAUAAAAACUGAGAUGUCAUAAAAUGUUAUGUUUUUGGUGUAGAAAUCUAAAUAAAAUUAUUUGAGUCCA